This is a messenger RNA of Bufo gargarizans (Asiatic toad), 2997 nucleotides long. RefSeq lists its product as uncharacterized. The record is from RefSeq and is a predicted model, not a curated record. Gene Ontology annotation, biological process: intracellular protein transport; endoplasmic reticulum to Golgi vesicle-mediated transport; COPII-coated vesicle cargo loading. Gene Ontology annotation, molecular function: SNARE binding; zinc ion binding. Gene Ontology annotation, cellular component: endoplasmic reticulum exit site; COPII vesicle coat. The transcript has 28 exons. Lineage: Eukaryota; Metazoa; Chordata; Amphibia; Anura; Bufonidae. Bases 57 to 2804 code for a protein of 915 amino acids.
CACAGACUAACCUGUGAUUUCAAAGGUAAAAGAACCCACCAGAGCAGGCCUUUGGAAUGGAGUUUGGCUGUAGAUACAUUUAUGUAGAUGAUUCCAGAGGUGAUAAUAAUGUGCAGCUAGAAAGCCACCUGUCUCCAGUACCAGUGUCCCAGAAUGAUGCCGUCCUUAGCCCAAGUUUUUAUGACCAUUUCCAUCCUGAAGAGAAACCCAGAAAUGAUGCAGAAGUUGAUGGGUUACAACAUUGCACUGUCUCCCCGGAAUCUAAUGUAUGCCAGGACUUGCAGCCAAUAUCUCCUGCACAGUUAGAAGAUCAGAAGACACCUCCUCCUGUUCCACAAAGAAGGAAAAAAUCCACAGUGUCCGCACCUCCUGAUCCCAAUCAGCCACACUGCAGACUCCCUCCAGAACCUAAUACACACAUGGGCUUGCGACCAAAAUCUCCUGUGCAGUUACAUGGCCAGAAGUCACCUCCUCCUAUUCCCGCUCGCAGACAAAUGGCUACAAAAACAGGUGGGACUGAUACUGAAACACAUGCAUAUGAGUAUGCCACCUGUGAAGACACAAUCCCUGAUGGUGGGACUGAUACUGAAACACAUGCAUAUGAGUAUGCCACCUGUGAAGACACAAUCCCUGAUGAAAUGCCAAGUACGUUCUCACCUAGUAACAUACAUCAUGCCACCAGUGAAGGCCAAACUGAGCAACCAACAAUGAUCAUCAGUCCUACAACAGAAAACAGCCGGCCGCCUAUUCCAGACCGCACCAAGAAACCUUCAAUAUAUAAACCAUCUGUUGUGACUGAGCCUGAAACACAUGCGUAUGAGUAUGCCACCUGUGAGGACUCAAGCCCUGAUGGAACAAUUCAAAAAGACCACUGUUGUGUGGCUUGGCCAUCUUCAGAUGUCACAGGCCUGGAGCCAACUGUUCAACAUUGCAUGAAAAUGCCUCCAACACAUCAGAUAUCAGGUGUGACUGAGCCUGAAACGCAUUCAUAUGACUAUGCCACCUGUGAUGACUUAAACCCUAAUGACCUGCCCCAUGGUGAAAGCAUGGCACCUAAUGACCAUAAUUACUUGGUAGUUCUGCCGGCUGUAUCCACAGAAAUGGAAAUGCAGACGACAUCAGUGAACCUUCGAGACCAUCCAAUGGCAACCUCACCUGUACCACCUGCUGAAAGGUUGCCAGCCAACUGCAACAUACUGCUUCUGAACAUAGGAAAGAUGGUUGAAGACUCUGAUACUGAUAUCAGAGCAUCCCCACUGCUGUGCAGUGGCUGCUCUGCCAGCUGCUCGAAGCUCAAUCAUGUAGAUGAUACCAAGACAUGGACUUGUGUUUUCUGUGCUGCUACAAACCACUUGUCCGAUGAUAGCAUAUUCAUGAGUAGAGAAGAAGGAGACGAACUCUACGCUGCAGACUCCCAGUCUUGGAAUGAAUAUUCAUUUGUUGACCAUGACCAAAGCAUGAUCAUAUUUUGCAUUGAUAUAUCAGGAAGCAUGAGUGUGACCACAGAGGUGACACAAGACCAGAGCAAUGAUUAUAAUAUAAUGUACAAAUCAAGAAUGGAGGCUGUCAAAUCUGCAUUGGAUCAAACUCUGGAUUUUCUGCAUGAGCAGAAUUCUAAAAAGAGAGUAGCACUUGUAACGUUCAGUGACCAGGUGAAGCUAUAUGGUGAUGGCACUAUACAGCCACUGGUGCUGCAUGGAGAUGAACUGUUAGAUCCAGAUCAUUUGAAAGCACGAGGUGAAGACCAACCCAUGCCAGACCCACUAGUAAAUACUCUGCAUGCCCUGAAAGGAAUAAUUCAAUGCCUGAAACAAAAUGGAGCUACAGCACUGGGACCUGCAGCUCUGGUUUCAAUAGCAAUGGCUUCCAAGAGUCCAGGAUCGAAGGUGAUUAUCUGCACAGAUGGCAGAGCUAACACUGACCUAGGCAACCUGGAGGAUAUUUCAGAGGAGAAUGUCUACCAGUCCUCCAAGCUUUUCUAUAGUAAUUUGGGAGACUUGGCUCUUCAGCACAGUGUGGUUGUUUCUGUGGUGACGAUAGAAGGAACUAACUGCCGAUUGCCUGAGUUGGGACAACUUGCGGAUAAAACAGGAGGCAAGGUGAAUAUUGUACAUCCAUUUAAGUUGGCUAAUGAGUUUCAGUCAAUCAUGGAGGAAGAAAUAAUUGCUACUGAUGUGAAAUUAAAAGUUUUUCUGCCUAAAACAAUGUACUUCCUCUAUGAGGGAAAUAAUGAGUCUUUGUUGGAAAGGACAUUCGGCAGUGUAACGGCUGACACUGUUUUGUCCACAGAAUUUGAUAUUCAUUCAUCCAAGAUUAAAGAAGUGCUUCGCUACUCCCAGCUACCAAUACAACUACACUUAACUUAUACACUCCCAGAUGGAAGGAGUAGAUGGCGGAUCCUCAGCCAGAAAAGGCCAGUCACCAAUGAUGGUACUACUGCUCUGGAGUCCAUUGACCUGAACGUUCUGCAGAUCCACAGUGUUCAGUUCAGCGCUCGUCUUGCAAUGGAAGGACAUGUGAAUGAAGCCAGGACUGUGGCCCUGGAGUUAAAAGAAUUAAUAGACUUAGUAAUGAGACACGAGAAGUAUGAGCCUCAUGGUGUUGUAUAUGAAGAAUGGGAGAACUCUAUGGCUCCUAUCUAUGAAGAUCUACAGCAGUUUAUGAAGGAGAACUUGUCAAAGAAAACUGGGCAGGAUAGCCACAUAGAAACUCCUGUAGUGAAGACUUUUUCAGAUGAAAUGGCAAAAAUGAUAUUUCACAUGAAGAGAGCCAAGAAGAAAGUGUUGAGUAAAUUAAGAAACUAGAGAGAAUGAAAAGGACAGUGAUCUCCAAUAACAUAUCGAGAGGUUUUUCAGCAAUGUGAAAGAACAGGACACCUGGAUGUAUAUACUGUAUAUGUGGCGAAACCAACCUCACCACUGGGUUUUGGAGAGGCCUGUUUACCAGCCUCUUGCCUCAGGAUUACGGCCCUUUAAGAUACUUUUACUAACUUUUAAA